UACGCAUACGCUUUCCCAUACCCUCUCCCAUACCCUCUCCAUACCCUCUCCGUACCCUCUCCGUACCCUCUCCCAUACAACCACUCCGCACAGGGCUCGUCGCACACACUGCCCACACAGAGAGAGCACUACCACCAGGCCCGCUCUCGUCUCCGUCCCACCUGCCCUUCCCCGGCCCUUCCCCCGAACACCUCAUCGCACAGCUCCGCCAACCCCCCAUCCCUCAUCAUGGCCUCGCUCAACACCUCCACCAACGGGCCCAACAUCACCCGCAGCUACCAGAACGUCGUCAACACUCCGCCGCCAUCCGGUCCCCAGGCGCAGUCGCCCACAUACGGUCAAUGGGCUGUCUUCGCGGUGACGGCCCCGCUCGUCAGCGCCUUCCAGCACGAUGGAGGGAAAGAGAGCGUCCUGAAGGUGCAGAGCACUGGAGAGGGCGAGUUGCUCGACCUGAUAGACGAGUUCUCCGACGGCCGCAUUCAGUUCGCGUUCGUCAAGGUCAAGGACCCGAACUCGUCGCUGCCUAAGAACGUGCUGGUUGCUUGGUGCGGCGAAGGCGUCCCAGAGCGGACAAAGGGCUACUUCGGCAGCCACCUCGGUGUUGUUUCUAAGCUCCUCCACGGCUACCACGUCCAGGUCACCGCUCGCUCAGAAGCAGACCUUACCCCAGAAAGGAUCAUCCAGAAGGUGUCGGAUGCGUCAGGCGCAAAGUACUCGGGCGGUGCGGACAUCCCGUCGUCAGGCGGUCCUCCACCUGUCGCUGCGAAGAAGCCCGUCUUCACACCCACAAAUGUCGCAGGCGGAGGCGGAGGCUCGGCGUUCAACCCAUUAGGACGCUCGAGGGCACCUGCGCCAAGGGGAGGUGAAGACGCCGAUGGCUGGGGCGCCGACGCUCCAGAGGUCACCAGGUCGCAGCUCGAAAAGGUCGGGUCCGCAUACAAGCCUACCAAGGUCAACAUGGCCGAACUCACCAAGGGAAGAGAUGACACCACCCGCGGCCCGCAAUCGCAGAACGACCGUCCGGAGGUCGUCAGGGGCGCAUACCAGCCUGUCGGCAAGGUCGACAUCGCAGCCAUCAGGGCUCAGGCAAAGGAACAGAAGGACGACAGACCUACCGUGGUCAAGGGCGCAUACGAGCCUGUUGGAAAGGUCGAUAUUGCGGCCAUCCGUGCGAAGGCUGCAGGCGCACCGUCCUCAUCUGGCCUCUCGCCAGCAGCGACCGGAGCGUCCAACAACAAUGCGGAUGGGGGUGAGGAUGAGGAUGAGAGGCCCAGGUCGCUUGCAGAGCGCUCCGCAGCUUUCAGCAACCAACCUGAGCGUCUUACCAGCCUGCCGAAGCCGAAGGUCGCCAACAAGUUCGCUGGCGCAAGCGCAUUCACCGGCACCAAGGCCCCUGCACCCGGUGGAUUUACCGCUCCCAAGCCUGCCACGUCCGCGCCAGUCGGCACCGCGAGCAAGACGUUUGCAGACGAGGGAGGCAAGACUCCGGCGCAGAUCUGGGCAGAGAAGAAGGCCGCACGUGGAGAGAACGUCAACACACCCACUGCAACAACGCCGAUGCAGCCCCAGCAGAGUGGAGGUGGUGGUUGGAAGAGCGGAUACUCUGGCAAGUCGUGGGCACCUGUCCAGACUACUCGUACGGGCCAGUCAGCUAGCAACCUCAGCGAACAGCGUACCGGUGAUGCUCUCCCGGCACAGGAGGAACCUGCUUCGCCACCCGCCGGUGGUGUCGGCUCCCUCAAGGACCGUUUUGCUGGUGCUGCACCAAUGGGCGCUCCAGGAUCUCGACCUGUCCCUGAACCUCAGGCUCCCAGCCCGCCGGCUCUGGACAACUCGAGCAAGCCCAAUGCAGGCGCUCGGGGUGUCCCUAUGCCCGCUUUGCCCAGCCGACCCAGGGAGCCAGAGUCCGAGGAUGAGGACGAUGUGCCAGCAACCCAGACCCAGCGCCUCCCUUCACCGCCCCGCCAGCCGCGCAGCCCAUCUCCGGAGCCCUCAGGUUCCCCGGUACGCAUUGCUAUGCCUGUAGCUCGCGGAAGGGAGCCCGUGCAACUUUCGCCAGCGGAGGAGCAGCCUCCUGCUAUGCCCAACCGCUCGCUUGCCCAGGCUGCAUCGCAAGCCCGGGACAUCUCUCCAGAGCCCAAGGUCGAGGCGAAGGACCCUGCUCGCGGUGCUGGCAUCGCUGUUGCAGCAGGCACUUUCGGAGCUGCUGCAGUGGCUGGAGCCGCCGCAGGUGCAGUUCUUGGUUCUUCUGGCCAGGACGACGAGGACACCGGCGCUGGAGCUGGAGCUGGAGCUGGAGCUGGCAAGCGUGCCGUUAUUAUCUACGACUAUGAGAAGGCCGAAGACAAUGAGGUCGAGCUCCGUGAGGGUGACCAUGUAACCGAUAUCGAUAUGGUGGACGAGGACUGGUGGAUGGGUACCAACUCCCAGGGCGAGCGUGGCCUCUUUCCUGCCAACUACGUCGAGCUCGUUGAGGGCGAUGACGAUGCAGCCGCCGCCGCCGCCGCCGCCGCCGCCGCCGCUCCUCCACUGCCUUCGCACCCCUCUGCUCCUCAGGAGGUCGAGCCUCCGGCUGCUGCCCCACAGCCCGCUGGUAGUUCUGGUCCUACCGCAACUGCGAUCUACGAUUAUGAUGCUGCUGAGGACAAUGAGCUUAGCUUCCCCGAGGGCGCCACAAUUACAGGAGUUGAAUUCCCUGACGAGGACUGGUGGCUCGGAAACUACAACGGCGCGUCUGGUCUGUUCCCGGCCAACUACGUCCAGCUGGACGAGUAGAAUAAGUACACGCAAGCAGUCAGGACAGUCUGACACACAUUAUUGUAGUGGGACUCGGAGCAUAGGUACAAAAAAUUUCGAAGAUUACUGUGUCCCCCCCCC
This is a messenger RNA of Macroventuria anomochaeta, 2877 nucleotides long. RefSeq lists its product as uncharacterized. Gene Ontology annotation, molecular function: actin filament binding. The record is from RefSeq and is a predicted model, not a curated record. Bases 229 to 2775 code for a protein of 848 amino acids. Gene Ontology annotation, biological process: regulation of actin filament polymerization. Gene Ontology annotation, cellular component: site of polarized growth; cortical actin cytoskeleton; plasma membrane. NCBI's taxonomy places the organism in Eukaryota, Fungi, Ascomycota, Dothideomycetes, Pleosporales, Didymellaceae. The transcript has 5 exons.